ACUACUAUUUUGCAAAAUAGUAUAUUCAGAGCUUCAUUUCAGUCCUCCAUCUGUAGUCCGUAUUCAUUUCCCUCUCUUCCUCCAUUAAAGCUUUGCUUCAUAUGCAUAAUAGAUAAUACCACUUCUCAAGCAUUCAUCAUCUUAUUUCAUCACUCAUCCUUUUCUGCUAAACUCCUCCUCGCUCUUAGGUAAAGUCUCCCAAAGAGUUUUUGAACUCCCGUGGAGGUAUUGGGGAGGAAGUAGCCGCACCUUGUUUCUCUGUUUUGGACAAUCCUGCUUUUGAUGUCACUCCCCAUUAUUGGAUUUUUGGAGUCAUAACAAAGGAGGAGGAAUUCUUUUUUUUUUUUUUUUGAAUUGAUGGAACGGAACUUCAUUGCUAUGAGAAUUCAUGGUUCACCUCUUGGGUUUCAAAAUCUGUUGAUAUCAAGUUGGUUACACAGUUCGCCUCAAUUCCCCAACAAGUUUCAAAAUACUACUAGAUCUUUGUUCACUUCCAUUCAACGGAGUAGUUUCAAAAUACUACUAGAUCCCAGAUGUAAAUUUGAACACCAAAACACUGAAGAUGGAAUGGAAAAUCGAGUAUGCUGGAGUAGCAAGGAGAAGUUGAAAUAUUAUUCAAGGAUAUUGCAUGAAUGUGCAUCAAAACGGUCUUUGGGUGUUGCAAAAGCCAUUCAUGGGCUUAUUGUGAAGGAUGUUAUUAAUCCAGAUUCCCAUUUGUGGGUUUCGUUGGUGAAUGUAUAUGCAAAGUGCAGGUACUCUGCAUAUGCUCGAUUAGUGCUUGCUAAAAUGCCUGAUCGUGAUGUUGUUUCUUGGACGGCAUUAAUUCAAGGUCUCAUAGCAGAAGGAUUUGCUAAUGAUAGUAUUUAUUUAUAUCAGGAGAUGCAAAAUGAAGGAAUCAUGCCCAAUGAGUUCACUCUUGCUACUGGAUUAAAAGCAUGUUCUUUGUGCAUGGCCUUAGAUCUUGGAAAGCAGAUGCAUGCCCAAGCUUUUAAACUUGGUUUAUUACUAGAUUUGUUUGUUGGAUCUGCACUUGUUGACCUUUAUGCUAAAUGUGGAGAGAUUGAAGUUGCAUCUAAAAUGUUUAUUGGUAUGCCUGAGCAAAAUGAUGUGACAUGGAAUGUGCUACUAAAUGGUUACGCUCAACGGGGUGAUGGGAUAGGAGUCUUGAAAUUAUUUUGUUGUAUGAUGGAAUUAGAUGUGAAGGUCAGCAAGUUCACUUUAACUACCGUUCUCAAGGGUUGUGCAAACUCCAAAAGUUUAAGACAAGGGCAGGCAAUCCAUUCCUUGAUUAUCAAAUGUGGGUAUGAAGGCGAUGAAUUCUUAGGUUGUGGUUUGGUAGAUAUGUACUCAAAAUGUGGGAUUGCAAUUGAUGCAUUAGAAGUAUUUAAGAUGAUUAAAAAGCCUGAUAUAGUGGUUUGGAGUGCCAUGAUUACAUGCCUUGAUCAGCAAGGACAAAGUGAGGAAUCAGUUAAGUUAUUUCACUUAAUGAGAUCGAGUGGCAGCAGACCAAAUCAGUAUACUAUUUGCAGCCUUAUAAGUGCUGCUACAAAUAUGGGAGACUUCCAAUAUGGCCAAAGCAUCCACGCUUGUGUUUGGAAAUAUGGAUUUGAAACCGAUGUUUCAGUCAGCAAUGCAUUGGUCACAAUGUACAUGAAAAAUGGAUGUGUGCAUGAAGGUGCCAGGUUGUUUGAAUCAAUGGUUGACCGAGAUUUGGUUUCAUGGAAUACAUAUUUAUCUGGUUUUCAUGAUUCUGGAAUGUAUGAUCAACUACUUAUUAACUUUUGUCACAUGUUAGAGGAAGGUUUUAUUCCAAACAUGUAUACUUUUAUUAGUAUUUUAAGAUCAUGUUCUUGUCUUUUUGAUGUGCACUUGGGGAGGCAAGCGCAUGUGCAUGUAAUUAAAAAUAAUUUGGAUGAUAAUGAUUUUGUUCAAACAGCUCUGAUUGACAUGUAUGCCAAAUGUAUGCACUUGGAAGAUGCUGAUGUAGCUUUCAACAGGUUAAGUGCUAGGGAUCUUUUUACAUGGACGGUUAUCAUUACUAAUUAUGCACAAAUAAACCAGGGAGAAAAGGCUCUUAAUUAUUUCAAACAAAUGCAACAAGAAGGUAUAAAGCCAAACGAGUUCACGCUCGGUGGCUGUUUGAGUGGUUGCUCUUCUUUGGCUUCUCUAGAAGGUGGACAACAACUUCAUUCUAUGGUUUUUAAGAGUGGACACAUAAGUGAUAUGUUUGUUGGCAGUGCCCUUGUUGACAUGUACUCAAAAUGUGGUUGUAUUGAAGAAGCUGAAACGUUAUUUGAAGCUUUGGUUAGGCGAGAUACAAUUGCAUGGAACACCAUUAUAUGUGGAUAUGCACAGAAUGGGCAAGGCAACAAAGCUCUCAGGGCCUUUAAGAUGAUGUUGGAUGAAGGCAUAUUGCCCGAUGAGGUCACCUUCAUAGGCAUUCUUUCCGCAUGCAGUCACCAAGGAUUAGUUGAAGAGGGGAAAAAACAAUUCAACUCUAUGUGUAGAGAUUUUCGUAUUUCUCCUACCGUAGAUCAUUGUGCUUGUAUGGUUGAUAUUCUAGGCCGGGUGGGAAAAUUUGAUGAGCUUGAAGAUUUCAUUCAAAAAAUGCAACUAUCACAACAUGCACUUAUUUGGGAAACUGUCCUUGGAGCUAGCAAAAUGCACGGUAAUUUGACAUUGGGUGAGAAAGCUGCGAACAAACUCUUUGAGCUUCAACCAGAGAAGGAGACAAAUUAUAUAUUACUCUCAAAUAUUUUUGCAGCCAAAGGAAGGUGGGAUGAUGUCAAAAGAGUUCGGACUUUGAUGUCUAGUAAAGGAGUUAAAAAGGAGCCAGGGUGUAGUUGGGUCGAGACUAAUGGUCAAGCUCACACAUUUGUGUCUCAUGAUUGUUCACAUCCACGAAUUCAGGAAAUACAUCUAAAGCUAGAGGAGCUUGAUAGAGAACUGACCUCCAUAGGAUAUGUGCCCAAAACUGAAUAUGUGCUUCAUAAUGUUGGAGAAACAGAAAAAAAUGAAAACCUUCGAUUUCACAGUGAAAGAUUGGCUCUUGCUUUUGCACUCAUAAGUACGAACACAACUAAGAAAAUUCGUAUUUUAAAAAACUUACGUAUUUGUGGAGAUUGCCAUGAUGUCAUGAAACAUAUAUCAAGUAUCACCAAUCGAGAAAUAGUUGUUCGUGAUGUUCAUAGAUUCCACCAUUUUAAGAGUGGCGCUUGCUCAUGUAAUGAUUUUUGGUGAUGUGGCUUCCCUAUGAACUUUAUUGUUGAGUCGGUUUCUUGUUUUGAUACCGAGGAAACUUGUUCAAGCCAUCACAAUAUCUGGACCGGAGAAACUUGGUUCUUUUAAGGGUAAUGUCUAUCCAAGUAUGUUUUUAUAUGAACACAUUUUUCGCUCUCCCAUUGCAUUUGAUUCCUCAUCCACAGUCUAAUGGAUCAAUAAAUAAAUAAUUGCUUAUAAUUGUCACUUGAUGUACGGUAAGUUAAUGAUAGCUGAAACUAAAAUUCCACAUUGGAUGCCAGGUCACUAUAGGGAAACACGUUUAGGGUUCAAACUUGACUAUGAUAUCCUUUAGGGCAACAACCAUAAAUUUGUAUUUUGGGGGAAGAUAGCUUGCCUGCAAGCAAAUAGAAAACUUGACACUAGUGUGGUCUAAGUCACAACCACCCCGAUGCUUAUGUCAAAAGGUUGGAAGGAGAAGAGAAUAUUUCAUCUUAGUUGGCGAACUUACUUCGUUUGUGCUCUGCUCGGUUUUUUUUAUAGGUUUUGACCUUCUCCCUAUUCCUUAUCCAUUUAGGGCUUUUAAUUGGGCUAUCUGUUUGGGAAAUCCUUUUGGGCCGAGGCCAACCAUCCCGCAUCCUUAUCCAGUGCUUUAGGGUUUCAUCCCUUCCUGGCCGAGCCUAUGUUGGGCCGAACUGGCUUGGGGCCGUUGUUGAUGGCAUCGGCCUCGGUACCAAGGCCGACCAAGCCUACUUUUCUCUUGGUUUCGUUUGAAUCCUCUUCUUUUGCUGUUUGUUGUCCAUUUUACCCUUGAUUACAAAAUCCACCCUCAACAUAUGCAACUAUUUAAACGAUGAAUUGAUAUUUCUGAAGUUUAAUUUUCAAAUAGUUCAAGCUAAAUUGAAGUGCAACAAUGUAAAUUUAUGCUUUUCUUAAAUUUUCUGAUCAAGUAAACAUUUUAAUAUGUACAGGAUCAAGUAAGCAUUUCCCCACUCGUUAUUUUAUUCUACUCUACUCAUUAAGUUAAUGAUAUCUGGACUGUAACAAGUCUUAAAUUCAAAGACAAAUCUGCUACUGAGCAAUAGUUAGAGGUUACUUUGUCCUCGGUUCUUCAUUUGGUGCUUGAAGAUCUGCACCGUCAUAACAAGGAUGGAAUUUACAGAGAUAUUUGCUUAAUGUGAAAUUGCGCAGCCAACAAAAUAACCUACUUGAUAGGGCUACUGGAGAGAAGAUUGCAAAAUAUCAUUAACUUUUUGUAUGGCAACUUGACAUAAUUGAUAUGCAGAAAAAGUACAAUGAAGCAUGUCUAAUUGGGAUGAGAAAUGGCCUUUUCUACAAUAUCUGAUGGACUUGAGCUUUCAGUACCAGGAGGGUGCAGGUUGAUGAACGUUCACUGUGGCAUAAUUGCCGUCAGAGGUAGGUAUAUAAAUUGAUGAGGUUGUUGAUAACAUGGCUAAGCAAAUUGGAGCACGGUUUAUCACGAAACUUAAAGGCUUCUCACUACGAACCUACACAUGCCAUGGCCAUUCCCUCUAAUUGAACGAGACAGGCCCUUUCAAUUGUGGCUAAAAUCUUCUUUUAGCUGCAUAAGGAAGCUCUCAGACCACGGAGACUAAUGCCCAACCCAAAAGUCUAAACCUGGCAAUCAAUAUACCUUAGGGGAAAGUAUUUUGGAUGGUUCAAAGAUGUCCCAGAUUGUGGUGUGGCGUGGCGUAUAUGUUCCAUGUAUGACAUAAUAGAUUGAUUCGUAGGAUGGGGUGAUGUUUUCAGACCGAUACGUGAGAGCCCACCAUGGGGGGACGGGAAGCAACUGAUAGAAAACAAUAUAGCUUGUUCAGAAAAUGAAUCUCAUAUUACAUACCAUAUAUCUCAUACUUAGGAAGGGUAUUGGGUAUACAUAUCAAUGAUGCCUGUCUGGAAUAUGUGUGAAUACUUGUGAAGCACCCCAUUUGCAAUCAGCUUGGAUUAGUAUGUAAAGACUCAAAACAGGUUGGAUUUGGACAAACUUUUCUACUCCAAUUAGACCUAAAUGUGGAAAUAGCAGGAGACUUGCCCGCUCAUCUUUCAAGUGAGUUCGAGUACAAAGCAAUGACAAUACUCUAGGGGGAAUUGAUAGAUUUGUUAAAGGUUGAGUUGUUCUUUUGUAUCUUUUCUGGAUCCUUGAUGAUUUACCAAUUUUUGUCCUCCCAUAAAUGAUUUCCAUCACCCUGUCGCAUGGUAGAUAGGUGGGAUUUGAGAGAGCAUUGGCAAUUGUUGUGAAAACACAUUAGACAGGGAUUUUGUCUGGAUUGUGUUCUUGUUCAUGUAUUAGGAAAGAGUGUUUUCUAAUAUCUUUUAAAAGUUCUAACAUGUUGGUGGGAAAUUUGAUCCUCUAACAUUUUGAU
Molecule: messenger RNA, 5603 nt
Organism: Benincasa hispida (wax gourd)
Lineage: Eukaryota; Viridiplantae; Streptophyta; Magnoliopsida; Cucurbitales; Cucurbitaceae
Source: RefSeq, a predicted model, not a curated record